AAGGAGGGGGAGGGGGAAGGAGGGACGGCCGGUCCCGUCAGUCAGGCAGCGGGAGCCGCCGGGAGCGGAUGGCGGCGGCUGUAGCGGCCCCUCUCGCCGCCGGGGGUGAGGAGUCGGCAGCCACGAUCCCCGUGCCAGGGUCUCCGGGUCUGCCCGGGAGCCGCAGCGCAGAGCGGGCCCUAGAGGAGGCCGUGGCCACCGGGACCCUUAACUUGUCUAAUCGGCGCUUGAAGCACUUCCCCCGGGGCGCGGCCCGCAGCUACGACCUGUCAGACAUCACCCAGGCUGACCUGUCCCGGAACCGGUUUCCCGAGGUGCCUGAGGCAGCAUGCCAGCUGGUGUCUCUGGAGGGUCUGAGCCUCUACCACAAUUGCCUGAGAUGCCUGAACCCAGCCUUGGGGAAUCUCACAGCCCUUACCUACCUCAACCUCAGUCGAAACCAGCUGUCAUCGCUGCCACCAUACAUCUGCCAGCUGCCCUUGCGAGUGCUUAUUGUCAGCAACAACAAGCUGGGAGCCCUGCCUCCCGACAUUGGCACCUUGGGAAGCCUGCGACAGCUUGAUGUAAGCAGCAAUGAGCUGCAAUCCCUUCCUGUGGAGCUGUGUAGCCUUCGUUCCCUGCGGGAUCUCAAUGUUCGAAGGAAUCAGCUAAGCACCCUGCCUGAUGAGCUGGGGGACCUUCCUCUGGUCCGCCUGGAUUUCUCCUGUAACCGUGUCUCCCACAUCCCGGUCUCCUUCUGCCGCCUCAGGCACCUGCAGGUCAUUCUGUUGGACAGCAACCCCCUGCAAUGCCCGCCUGCUCAGAUCUGCCUGAAGGGGAAGCUUCACAUCUUUAAGUACUUAUCAACAGAGGCUGCGCGUCGUGGGGCUGCCCUGGGGGACCUGGUCCCUUCCCGCCCCCCAAGUUUUAGUCCCUGCCCUGCUGAGGAUUUAUUCCCGGGACGGCGGUACGAUGGUGGGCUGGACUCAGGCUUCCACAGCGUUGACAGCGGCAGCAAGAGGUGGUCUGGUAAUGAGUCAACAGAUGAAUUUUCAGAGCUGUCAUUCCGGAUCUCAGAGCUGGCCCGGGAACCUCGGGCCCCCAAAGAACGGAGAGAAGAUGGCUCUGCUGAUGGAGACCCAGAGCAGGUUGACUUCAUUGAUAGCCAUGUCCCUGGAGAAGAUGAAGAGCGAGGUGCUGCUGAGGAACAGCGGCCACCACCUGAAUUAAGCCCUGCGGCAGGGGAUGGGGAGAGGGCACUGAGCAGCAGGCGGGAGGAACCGGCAGGGGAGGAACGGCGGCGCCCUGACACUUUGCAGUUGUGGCAGGAACGUGAACGGAGGCAGCAGCAGCAGCAACAGCAGAGUGGGGGAUGGAGUGCCCCCAGGAAGGACAGUUUCCUGAAGCUGGGGAUCAGGGCUGCUGGGGGAGGUGCUGCUGCCUCAUCCACUCAGGCUACCUACAACGGGCUGCCUAAGUCUAAUACCAUAGAACCACAACCGGGAACUUCAGGGGGGCAGGGAGUCCCUGUGCCUGCCCCUCCCCCCCAGGAGUCCCUGCCUAUGACUGGACCAGCGACAGCACCUGUUCCCCGGCCACUAGGCUCCAUUCAGAGACCAAACAGUUUCCUCUUCCGUUCCUCCUCUCAGAGUGGUUCAGGCCCAUCCUCCCCAGACUCUGUUUUGAGACCUCGGCCAGCACCCCAGGUUCCAGAUGAGAAGGAAUUAGUAUCUCAAGUGCGCCAGGUCCUUGAGUCACGGCUGCAGCAGCCCUUGCCUGAGGACCUGGGUGAGGCUCUGGCCAAUGGGGUCAUCCUCUGUCAGCUGGCCAAUCAGCUACGGCCUCGCUCUGUGCCCUUCAUUCAUGUACCCUCACCUGCUGUGCCAAAGCUCAGUGCUCUCAAGUCUCGGAAGAAUGUGGAGAGUUUCUUAGAAGCCUGUCGAAAAAUGGGGGUACCUGAGGCUGACCUGUGCUCGCCCUCGGAUCUCCUCCAGGGCACCACCCAGGGGCUGUGGACCACAUUAGAGGCUGUGAAGCGGGUGGGGGGCAAGGCCCCCCCGCCUGUCUGGCCCCCCUCUGGUCUGGGUGGCUUCGUCUUCUUCUACGUCGUCCUCAUGCUGCUGCUCUGUGUCGUCUACACCUGGCUCCUGGGUUCCUAGGACUGAAGUCACCCCCCAUUUCUAUUUAUAAGACUCCUAUUCAACCCCAUCCCCACCAGUGGUGCCUUCAGCCCCUACCAAAGACACUAGUGUACCCCCAUCACAAACACUGACCUCAGAGGCCCCACUCUGGUGUCCCCAGAGCUGGGCCCCCUGCCUCUAGGCCCCCUCCUGUAGCCCCUCACUCACUGCCCCUCACCCUCAGUGCUGAUGGUGCCUUCCUGUCCUUUUCCCACCCAGCCAGGCCCCGCCCUCUGACCCCCCACCCCCGGAGGGGCGGGAGCUUGGUUCUUCCUUCCCCUUCUUUCUUCUCCCCCCCCACUAGCUGCUAUGGGGGGCUAAAUUAUCUCUAUUUUGUAGAGAGAACUCUAUAUUUGUAGCAGAUGUGGGGCCCAGGCUGGGUCCCUGGCUCUGUGUAUAAACUGUACAGACUGUG
Messenger RNA from Ictidomys tridecemlineatus (thirteen-lined ground squirrel), 2574 nucleotides. It is a transcript of the gene Lrch4, whose product is annotated as leucine rich repeats and calponin homology domain containing 4. NCBI's taxonomy places the organism in Eukaryota, Metazoa, Chordata, Mammalia, Rodentia, Sciuridae. Gene Ontology annotation, molecular function: protein binding. Gene Ontology annotation, cellular component: cytoplasm. The record is from RefSeq and is a predicted model, not a curated record.